This is a messenger RNA of Pocillopora meandrina, 626 nucleotides long. Lineage: Eukaryota; Metazoa; Cnidaria; Anthozoa; Scleractinia; Pocilloporidae. The record is from the annotation of a GenBank genome assembly.
AUGCCGACACAAAGUGAAGUAGCACAAAUACGAAAAUCUUCCGUUCUUGGACAAUAUAAAAAGCAAGUUGAAUUUUAUCGGAAUAUGUCGGAGAAAAUGGUUAAGGAAAAGCUUGAGGAGACAUUUCCCUACUUGCCUAAUAAGAGGUAAGGAAAAUCGAAAUUACAUUUCCCCAAGAAUGUGCAGGAAUAGGCCUCUUGAGCUUGUAUGUUUUGUUUUCUUGUUUCAUGUGACAAUGCUCUAAAGAACCAUGUCUUUUAAAUUUCUUCCUAUUUACGUGCAUAUGGACGUUAAAUUUACACAGAUAAAGCUGAGAAUUCCCUUAAGUAAACAAAAACAUAAAUGCAAUCUAAAGAGCUCUACUCAAUGGAAACAUGUGAAAUGAAACCGCUGAUUUCUAUUUUCAUUAACUGGUCAUACAUGAUUAUUUGCAAUCAUCUAAAUAUUUUUUCCACAUGAAGACAGUCGCCUUUGAAUGUUUUCCUAUAAAUUGCCUCUUUAGUUAUGCUUGUAAAGUUUUUACCUCACGCCCAGCUGGAUGCAUAUCAACAUCUCGAAUUUGGGAUGGAAAGACCAUAAAGAGGAACACACAGGGCAACUCAGCUUUAUACAUUUUGGAGGAUGAG